This is a messenger RNA of Rhinichthys klamathensis goyatoka, 1165 nucleotides long. RefSeq names its product proteasome 20S subunit beta 11a (gene psmb11a). The transcript has a single exon. Bases 38 to 1156 code for a protein of 372 amino acids. Gene Ontology annotation, cellular component: proteasome core complex. NCBI's taxonomy places the organism in Eukaryota, Metazoa, Chordata, Actinopteri, Cypriniformes, Leuciscidae. The record is from RefSeq and is a predicted model, not a curated record.
ACAUUGCAACUUACUAGCUUUCUCACUAAAAAGAAAAAUGGCUCUUGAGGAUGUGUGUGAUUUCCUGGAGACCCUGGAUGACAGCAGCCCGUGCACUUAUCUACCAAAUGAGAUGGGAUACAUGUGGAUGACACCGUUUGAGUUUGAUAGUGACAGUCCUUUUCAUUUUCUUCCCCCCCCUCAGCAGAACAGCAGAAAACGCAAGGCACCAUCUCUUCUCUCUUCAACUUUCUCAUGUCUGUCACCUCAUCAGCAACCCUUUCAGCUAUCACAUGGUACAACGACUUUGGGCUUUAUAUUUCAGGAUGGCGUGAUAGCCGCUGCGGACACUCGCGCCAGCUGUAAGGGUCUUAUUUGCUGUCCGAUAAGUCAGAAGAUUAUGCCCAUCCACUCUCACCUGGUGGUCAACACAUCGGGCAGCGGUGCCGAUUGUAUGCUAUGGGAACGGAUCCUCACCCGUGAGAUGAGGCUUUACCAGCUUCGCCAUCACAAGAGACUAAGCGUCAAUGGAGCUGCAAAGCUGCUCUCCAUGAUGCUUCAUCCAUUCAAAGGCACUAAUGUGUGUGUGGCAGCUACUCUAUGUGGAUGGGAUGGAGAAGAAACUCAGAUACUGCAGGAAACCCUACGGUCUAGCGUGGAAAUGGCAGAUGUUAAGGAAGCAAUGGAACAGGAUACCACUGCAAUUUCAGAUGCAUCUGCUCUAGGUAGUGAGAAAAUGGCCUCAAUAAAUGAGCAGGAGGAUAUCUUGAAGGACACUCAUGCAACUGUGUUGGAUCAAAAUCCAAAAAAUGUUCUGUCUACUAUUGGAGGACGGUCUGGUCCCAGGGUGUGCUAUGUUUGCAGUGAUGGCCUGCAACUGAGAGGAGAACUAAUAUCAGUGGGCUCAGGGUCACCCUAUGCAUACGCCGUGCUUGAUGAUGGUUGGAAAUGGGGAAUGACUGUGGAUGAGGCGGUGGGACUGGCCCGGGAGGCUGUUUUCAGAGCCACUCACUGGGAUGCCUACUCUGGGAAUAAUGUAGACAUUUUCCACAUCACUGCCCAUGGCUGCAGGCGCAGAGAUAGAGAAGAUCUGAAGGAAGAGUACUACAGAGAGAGGGAGAGAGAGACGGAGAAGAUCAGGGAGAGGGAGAAAGAGAGACAGAAAACAGUGGGAUGAGCUGGUUGA